This is a messenger RNA of Dinoponera quadriceps, 1745 nucleotides long. RefSeq names its product probable DNA primase large subunit. Gene Ontology annotation, cellular component: alpha DNA polymerase:primase complex. Gene Ontology annotation, biological process: DNA replication, synthesis of primer. The transcript has 4 exons. Lineage: Eukaryota; Metazoa; Arthropoda; Insecta; Hymenoptera; Formicidae. The coding region runs from base 414 to 1664 and encodes 416 amino acids. The record is from RefSeq and is a predicted model, not a curated record.
ACAAUCAGCUGUUGCUUUAAACUUCGGUCGGAGCCAGAAGAAAGAAAUAGUGCGUGGCGUUGUGGCUUGAAAAAGGCAAAUAUUCCGAAAGGAAUAUAAGAAUUCCAAAAAUAAUAAAUAUGAGUGUGAAUGAAUCCAAGUAGACUGAGUGAUGUCAAAGUUCGAAGUCGAAUAAUUAUGUUGAAUAUGUAUAAAACGAGAAAACUUUGUUAAGAUGCACGAUUCUUAAAUUUAUAAAAAGGAUUUGAAUCCUGUAUAUUUUAUGUAUAUUUUAUGUAUUUGUAUAUUUCUCCGCCAAUUGCGAAAUUGUGCUCUCUACUUAAAUAGGACGAUGGUUGGAAUAUUUUUAAAAAUAUAUUCUCAAGAUUAUUUAACGUGAUUUUUACAAUUAUGUAAUAGUUGACUAGCACAAAAUGUUUUACGUUAUUCCACCAAAUGGAGAGGUACCUUUUUACAUUUUAGAAGAUUGUGUUUUAACCAGACUAAAUUAUUUAAGGCGUUUGCAUGAAGAAACUACUGAUGAAUUCGAUGGCAAGUUUGAAUAUUUAUUAGAAAAUUCUGCUUAUGAUGAAAUUGGACACUUUGUGCUAAGAUUAUUGGCUUGUGUUUCCUCAGAUCUAUGGAUAUACUGGAUUUCCAAAGAAUCAUUGUUAUUUAGACAUAGAUUAGACAAUACAUCACCUAGACAAUUAUAUAAAUUAUUCAAACAAAUUAUAUGGAGAGUGCAGUUAUACAAAGGUCAUGGUAAUGCAACUGAAACAACUCUGAUUGAGUUCUGCAAAUUCUACUCGCAACCGUUGACUUUCAAACAUCUGGUAUCAAAUUGUCAAAAUUGUAAUGAAUUUGUAUAUAAAGUGAAAUUUGAGAUAGUACCAGACCUGGUAAAAGAACGGGAACUAGUCCUUAACAAUGGAUAUGUUAUUACACCCUGUUCAACUUGGAAGAAAGUACUUCAGUCCUUAUUCUGUACAUAUUUAAUCAAUGAAUUGAAUCUCAUGAAGAAACAGGCACAGUACACUGUGAAACGUGAUCUGAGAUUACAAUUUUUGAGUGAAAAAGUUCAGUCUUACCUUUUCAAGGAAGGCACUGUUCACGGGAGAAUAACCAUCGGGAACAUAGAUGCAGAGUCGGAAAGAUUUCCGCCGUGUAUGCGACAUUUGCAUUCCGUGUUAAAAAGCAGACACCGUCUUAGUCACUAUGCGCGCUUGUACUAUAGCCUGUUUCUAAAAGAGAUCGGGAUGAAACUGGAAGAUUCAAUCGCAUUUUGGAGACAGGAAUAUUCCAAACCACAUACCUGUGCCUCAGUAUGUUCGCACAAUUGGCAGGCCAACGAGAAGAAAUUCGUGUACAGCAUUAGACAUAUGUACGGUUUAGAGGGAUCCCGAAGAAACUAUAGAACACCCGGUUGUGAUCAAAUUUGCGCAGGUAUCAGCGGGACAACAUACGAGGGUGGUUGUCCUUUCAAAGAUUUUGAUGUGAAUACACUUAGAAAUCUUCUACAUGCUUCAUUAACUGAAGAUGAAACAGAGAAGCUCUUAAAUAAUGUAGCUAUUAAAAGUCCGGAAAUGCUUUGCACAGGAUUUUUAAAACUUGUACGCAAAGACAACGCUGACAAUGCCGCCGUCAAUAGUCCAGUGCAGUUUUAUCAAAGGAUAAUUGGUUAAUAUGAAUUUCGCGUUCUGUUGUUAAUACACGACAAUUUUGUUUUACAAAAUAAAUAUUUAUUAAAGAUUACAUAAAUUAAA